Bufo gargarizans (Asiatic toad) is the source of this 2104-nucleotide messenger RNA. RefSeq names its product Wnt ligand secretion mediator (gene WLS). NCBI's taxonomy places the organism in Eukaryota, Metazoa, Chordata, Amphibia, Anura, Bufonidae. The coding region runs from base 100 to 1728 and encodes 542 amino acids. Gene Ontology annotation, biological process: intracellular protein transport; Wnt protein secretion; Wnt signaling pathway. Gene Ontology annotation, molecular function: Wnt-protein binding. The transcript has 12 exons. Gene Ontology annotation, cellular component: endomembrane system; organelle membrane. The record is from RefSeq and is a predicted model, not a curated record.
UGAUCUGGAGGCUGCGGCAGCUCGGCUGAUAAAUCUGGAGGCUGCAGAGCGCGGUGUGUGAGUCCGGGCGCCCCAGGAAUCUAGACGCCGAGAGCAGCCAUGGCGGGGGCCAUCAUAGAGAACAUGAGCACCAAGAAGCUGUGCCUGAUGGGGGGCUUACUGCUGGUCUGCCAAGUGCUGGCAUUCCUGGUCGGGGGGCUGAUCGCUCCAAAGCCGACAAGCUUUGUCAACAUCCUCGCUGUGAAGUGUUUCGAUGUACGGAAAGGUCAUCAUAGCGCCCCCAAGUGGCUGCUUCCAUGGGGGAAGGAUCGCUGCGACAGCAUCCAAGGCUUUGAGGAGGCGGCCAGCAGGCUUAUCGAAGCCAACGACAUUGUGUUCUCUACGCACAUCCCACACUAUGGCCAAGAGAUGAGUCCUUGGUUCCAGUUCAUGCUCAUCAUCCUACAGAUGGACAUUGCCUUCAAGCUAAAUAACUACAUUGAGGACAAUGCAGUCGUGACUCUUGAUGUGUCCGUGGCGUACCGUGACGAGUUAAAUGAUCCGUGGACUGAGCUGGCAAGUUCUGUCGAGCAGAGAAAACUUCAGUGCACGUUCCCAGUUGCGAAGACCGCUGACAAUCAGGGCCGGUACUAUGAAUGCGAUGUCCUGCCCCUCAUGGAGCUGGGGACCGUGGCGCAUAAAUAUUACCUGGUGAACAUCAGAAUUCCCGUUAACGAGGAGAAGAAGAUAAAUGUGAACAUCGGAGAGAUAAACGACCUGCAUUUAGUGGUCAUCUUCCAGAAUGGAGGCUUUACAAAAGUGUGGUUUGCUAUGAAGACUUUCCUGACCCCGAGCAUCUUAAUUAUCAUGAUCUGGUACUGGAGGAGAAUAACCAUGAUGACUCGGCCCCCAGUCCUGCUGGAAAAGAUUAUCUUUGCACUGGGCAUCUCCAUGACCUUCAUAAACAUUCCUGUUGAAUGGUUCUCCAUUGGAUUCAAUUGGACUUGGAUGCUGCUGUUUGGAGAUAUCCGCCAAGGCCUUUUCUAUGUGAUGCUGCUGUCCUUCUGGAUUAUCUUCUGCGGGGAACACAUGAUGGACCAGUCUGAAAGGAAUCGCAUCUCCAUCUACUGGAAGCAAGUUGUCCCCAUUGCCUUUGGCUCCUGCUGUCUCUUCAUAUUUGAUAUGUGUGAAAGGGGAGUCCAGCUGAAGAACCCAUUUUACAGCAUUUGGACCACAGAUGUAGGAGCGGAGCUUGCUAUGGCUUUCAUUAUAGUGGCUGGGAUCUGCGCCUGUCUGUACUUCUUAUUUCUGUGUUUUAUGGUGUAUCAAGUCUUCAAGAACAUCAGCGGGAAACAAUCUAGUUUACCAGCAAUGAACAGGGCCCGGAGGCUGCAUUACGAGGGGCUGAUUUUUAGGUUCAAGUUUCUGAUGAUCAUCACCCUGGCCUGUGCCGCCCUGACCACCGUCUUCUUCAUUACCACACAGGUGUCUGAGGGUAACUGGAAAUGGGGCGAAUACAACAUUGAACUGAACAGCGCUUUCUUCACCGGCAUUUAUGGGAUGUGGAACCUGUACGUCUUUGCACUCAUGUUCCUGUAUGCGCCAUCCCACAAAAACUAUGGAGAUGACCAGACAAACAGUGGAACCGGUAUGAACAGCGCGGAGGAGCUUCAGUUGACUACGACAAUCAUGCACGCAGACGGACCAACAGAACUGUACCGGCUGGCCGGCAAAGAGGCCCAGGAGUAGCCCCCUCGUGUCGUUGGGGUGGGCUCAAUGUAGACCUCUUAGUUUCCGUAUCCCACUAUUAAAAUGUUGCAUAUGAUAGCCUCCCUUAUUUAUAGCUGGAUUUCUCGGUUAGAGGAGUGGCGGAACAUUUUAUUGUAAUGUAGCCUUUUUUUUAUAAAUCUAUAUUAUAUAAAGUCGGUGGAGAGCGCUCCCUUACACUGGUGGAUAUACUACUACUUUUAUUUUUGUUGCUGCUGAAUUUCUCCAUCAGGCCCCCGGUAUUGCAUUUUACUCCUUUUUCUUAUGAAGGUGCAAUUCCCUGGGAACAAUACUCACAUUUUUAAAAGUGUGUACUGCCUCGUGUUCGUAAAGCAAUAAAGCCAUGUUCUUUUUGUAA